This is a messenger RNA of Mizuhopecten yessoensis (Yesso scallop), 2835 nucleotides long. RefSeq lists its product as uncharacterized. The transcript has 6 exons. The record is from RefSeq and is a predicted model, not a curated record. The coding region runs from base 147 to 2816 and encodes 889 amino acids. NCBI's taxonomy places the organism in Eukaryota, Metazoa, Mollusca, Bivalvia, Pectinida, Pectinidae.
UUUACAUGCACAGGGAGCUUCGAGCCCUGUGAGUUUCCCGUCUGCCGGAGACGAUCGGAUCACCACACUUUAAAAUCAACACCAUAUCCAUACUGUCAGCAGGCUCAUCAAUCUCCUCCAUUGGGGUGCAGCAGCUUUAAUUGAAGAUGGCCACAAACUAUCCUUCCAGUAGUGAAACCACAAACUUUGCCCGACUGUCCCGACUAGUUAUCGACAUCUGUUCAGACCUUCUCAGAUCAGUGCUGAAAGUUACACUACCACCUCCAGGACUUACAGCCAUUCUACAGAGUCAGAGAGUUCACCUUUACAAAAAUCUUGAACGUCAUCAGCAACAGAUUUUAUAUCCCUCAGGUGGAGUGUUUACAGGUGCCCUUGGGGACUUGGACUUUACUCUUCUGUACAGACUGAUUCGAAAUAUCCAGGGUAUCAACAUACUACCACAUCAGAAAGGUUGGGGGAGGACACCAGACAAUGCAGACAGGUCCCUUUCAGCUAAUAUUGAUCGGUUGAGAGUCCAGAGGAAUGAAGCUUACGGACAUCUUCCCACAGCUUCACUGUCUGAUGCAGACUUUAACGGUAGGUGGGCCAUCAUCCGUCAGAGUGUCCUUGAAAUAGAAACGGGCACUCUUACAGGAGAUGUGUUUAUAACAGCUGUAGACGCUCUACUGACCAUGAGCAUGGACCCUGAUACAGAGAAGAGUUAUAUACAGGAACUUGAGAAACAAUACAAUGCUGAAUUGGAGGUCAAGGCCAUUGUACAGGAGAUAAAAGUUAAACAGGGGGACAUGGCAACAGACAUCAGUGAUGUUGCCACCAGACAGGGAGCCAUGGCAACCAACAUAAGUGAUGUUGCCACCAGACAUGGAGCCAUGGCAACCAACAUAAGUGAUGUUGCCACCAGACAGGGAGCCAUGGCAACCAACAUAAGUGAUGUUGCCACCAGACAGGGAGCCAUGGCAACCAACAUAAGUGAUGUUGCCACCAGACAGGGAGCCAUGGCAACCAACAUAAGUGAUGUUGCCACCAGACAGGGAGCCAUGGCAACCAACAUAAGUGAUGUUGCCACCAGACAGGGAGCCAUGGCAACCAACAUAAGUGAUGUUGCCACCAGACAGGGAGCCAUGGCAACCAACAUAAGUGAUGUUGCCACUAGACAGGGAGCCAUGGCAACCAACAUAAGUGAUGUUGCCACCAGACAGGGAGCCAUGGCAACAGACAUCAGUGAUGUUGCUACCAGACAGGGAGCCAUGGCAACAAACAUCAGUGAUGUUGCUACCAGACAGGGUAUCAUAAAGGAUGAUGUCACUGCUGUUAAAGACAAGCUAGAUGUCCUGGCAACAAACACCAGUCGCAAGAAAGAGCUAUCACCAAAGAUAGAGGCCAUGAUAGAAACAACUCAAGCCAUGAUCAAAGAAGAAAACAAGAAGAGGUUCAUUGUCACCAAAGGUUUCUGUGAUGCUAAAGAAAAGCUCCAAAAGAACAGGAUCGUUGUAAUUAAAGGUAACACUGGCGAUGGAAAGACAGCGACAGCUAUUCAACACCUUCACUGGCUGAGUUAUGAGCAAGAAGGGAGACAACCCCUGCAGCUCAACAAUAUGGAGGACUUUGAUUUGCUAGCUCCAAAUUCACAAUUUGUUGUUUUUGUUGAUGAUAUAUUUGGGGAGAAAGUUUUGCAUGAAAAGGAAGUAGGGGAGUGGAACAAAAGGAUCAACUCUGUAAUUCCAAAACUGUGUGGGGAUGAAAAAUCUCAGGCCAAUUUUCUAGUCAUAACGGUUCGUAAUGAAGUAUUUAAUUCUUUAAAAGAGCAUUCUUUGGGAACAGUUUUUGCUGAUCUAAACAUUAUUGAUCUGAGUUCUAACACAUACACAAUUGCAACAGAAAAGAUGGAUCUUUUAGAUCUGUAUGAGCCUAAAAAUGGUAAAUUUAAAUGGACAAGGGAGGAAAAAGAAGUAAUUAUAUUUUGUGCCCCAGACAUUGGAUUCCCACAAUGUUGUUGUUUAUUCAGAGAAUUUCCUGAAUUACAGAAAGAAAGAGUCAAUUUUUUUAACAAACCUCUUAAGUUUUUGAAUGAAGCAUUGUCAAGAUUAGGGGAAUGUUCUGCCCUUUUGUUUCUCUUCCUCAGUGGGGGGAUUUUACCCAUAAAAGAUCUAGAUCCAAACGGUGAUAAGGUCAACAAGACAUUGUUAGAGGAAGCAUUUGAAACUAAUUUCAAUAAUGGUGAAGAUGUGAAAACCACAUUAACUUAUAAGCAAAAAGUAGGAUUUGUAAAGAAAAGUUUAGACACAUUAUCAGGAUUUUUGGUUGUGAAGGGGAAAGAUUGGAUGUCUGGUGAGGAUGUAUACAGAUUUUAUCAUGAUUCUAUAUAUGUGGCAGUGGCACUUUUGUAUGGAAAAAUCACACCUAUUGGCUACAUACAGAAUUGUCCCAGCAAAUCCCUCAGUUAUCUAACAACCUCCACAAACUCUCCAGACGGGAUUGUCAUAUCAUGUGAUCAUUAUACAUACAUGUGUGAACGUGUGCUUAAAGAUUUUGAAACUGAGGAAAUUGAUUACGGUACUAGUAUUGGCUCUCUAUGUGUAUGGAAUGAUCCUGUUUUUGUUGAAAAAUUUGUCAGGUUGUUAAAUGACAGAAGAGUUGAUCAAACUUCUGUAUUGAAUAAAGCAUAUUUAUAUGGUGCAAAGGACUGUGCUUUACAUCUUCUGCGCGAGGGUGUAGAACCUGACAAGGAGACACCAUUUUGUGUGGUUAUCGGAGGGAGUGUGGAAGUGUCACGUAAACUGCUGCAGUAUGGAUGUCAUUUCAACAGCAAGGAAUGAUAAAAAUUACAAUGUCCUG